CCCAGAGCUCGCCCAGUUCCCACCCAGGGCCAGGUGAGAGGGCUGGGACUCGUCACUGCCUGCACUUUGGACACCGGCGGCCAUGGAAUAUCCCCAACCCGCUGCCAAAGCCGCUUCCCAGCCCCAGCUUUCCAGCUGCAGGACCGCCGAGCCCGCGGCGAUGGAGCGGCCGGCGGGGAUGGAGAAGCAGAGCCCCGUGGAUUACGGCGUGCAGAUCCGCUUCAUCAACGACCUCCAGGAGCCCCGCAGACCCCCGAAGCCGCGGGGCAAGCCCGGCUCCUACGGCGUGGCCGUGCGGGUCCAGGGCAUCGCCGGCCAGCCCUUCGUGGUGCUCAACAGCGGCGACAAGGGCGGCGACUCUUUCGGCGUGCAGAUCAAGAGCGAGGGGUCCUACCCGACCCCCCCGUGGCCCUCGGGCUCCCUCAGCUCCGACUCGGACCUGCCGGAGAACCCCUACGCGGGGGGGCGGCAGACCCGGCACGGCUCCUACAGCACUUCUGAUGAGGAGGCUCCGGGGGGCUCGGGGGGCUCCCGGCGGGACCCCCGAGCCGCGGCGGGCAGGAGGGUGGCCGGCGAGGAGCUGCGGAGGACACAGUCCCACGGGGACCUGCUGAGCGCCGCCGGGGACGAGCCCGAGGCCGGCGGAAUUCCCGGGAUCCAUCAGCAGCAGCUGCGGGCCCCGGCCGGUGGGAAGGGCGGCAUCGCCCCGGGGCACAAAACCACGAGGCCGGCGGGAAAGGAGCCUUGCUCGGACACGGAGGUGGCCGGAGGGGACGUGGACACCAAGCCGCUGUCCUCGGUGGAUUCGCUGAUCAGCAAGUUCGAUGGGAAGGUGCAGCAGCAGCGGGGAAGGGCGGCCAGGAGAGGCCGCAUCCCCUCGGCCGAGAGGAAGCGCUCCCAGAGCCUGGACGGCCGCGUGUCCCACCGGGAUGUCCCGGACACCCGCGGGACUCGCCCCCAGCCCGCGGGGCCCGGCGGCAGCCGGAGCCCCCCGCGUGGAUCCGCGGGGAUGGAGGGGGGAGGGAUGAAGAUCCAGCGGGGAAUUCGGGCCGCGGAGGAGCAGAGCAAAACCCGGGCAGAGCUGCAGCUCAAAUCCACCCCGGACCUGCUGCGGGAUCAGCGGGAGGUGGCCCAGCCUGGCAGCAGUGAACACCCCAAGGAGCUCAUCUACAGCAUCCUGAAGGAGGGGAGCAGCGAGAGCGAAGUCUCCCUGAAGAGGAAAACCUCCCGGCUGCUGGAGAAGAUGCAGGAACUGGCGGUGCCCCCCAAGGACACGGCGUGUUCCCAACCCCAGCACAGGGAACUGGCCAGGAAGGUGGAGGAGCUGCAGGAGAAACUCGACGAGGAGACCAAGCUCCGCCAGAAGCUGGAGCUGCCCGGUGGCCCUGCCCGGCUCCGGGAGGCUGAAGCGGAGACCCAACGGCUCCGGGGGGCUCUGGAGAAGAAAAACCAGGAGCUGCAGAGGAGUUUGCAGGAGCUGAAGGAGGUGAAAUCCUCCAAGGAGCAGGUGGAGAGCCGGCUGGGGGACUGCGAGGAGCAGCUCCUGGCCACGCGCCGGGAGCUCGAGAGGCUGCGCCGGAGCUCGGGGGCUUCCCCGGACGCCGAAUCCCUGUACAAGGAGCUGCUGGAGGCCCGGGAGGAGCUGGAGGAGGCCCUGAGCUCGAGGCAGCGGCAGGAGGAGCAGCUGCGGCUGCGGGAGCGGGAGCUGACGGCGCUCAAAGGGGCCCUCAAGGAGGAGGUGGCCACCCACGACAGGGAGCUGGAGAGGGUCAGGCAGCAGUGCCAGAGCGACAUGGACCAGCUGAGGAGGAGCAUGGAGGGCAUCUCGCAGGAUAAAGCCAGCCUGGAGUCGGAGAGGCAGAAGGUGAGCGCGGUGGUGAGGAACCUGCAGCGGGAGCUGGAGGAGAGCGCGGAGGAGACGGGGCACUGGCGGGACAUGUUCCAGAAGAACAAAGACGAGCUCAGGAGCACCAAGCAGGAGCUGCUGCAGGUGAAGCUGGAGCGGGAGGAGUUCGAGGAGGAGCUGCGGGAGCUGCGGGAGCGCUUCCAGGCUGUCCGGGAGGAGGCCGAUCAGGCCCGGAGCAGCGCCGCGGAUCCUGGGGAGCUGGAGGCCCUCAGGAAGGAGCUGCGGGAGGCGCGGCGGGAGCUGGCAGAGGAGCGGCAGGGCGGGGAGGAGCGGCUGAGGGAGCGGGAGAGGGAGCUGCUGGCGCUCAGGGGGGCCCUGAGGGACAAGGAAUCCGGCCGGGAUGAGGAGCUGGAGCGGCUCCGCAGGGACCUGCAGCGGCUGCAGGAGGAGCGGGACGAGGCCGGGAAGGCCAAGGCGUCCCUGGAGAGCGCCCGGGAGGCGUCGGAGCAGGCGAGGAAGGCGGUGGAGAGCAGCCUGAGGGAAGUGCAGGAGCAGAACGACGACCUGAGGAGGAAAUUCCUGGGCAUGGAGACGCAGCUGAAGGAGUACGAGCGCCUGGGAGAGAACUGGGAGGGCUCCCAGGUGCGGCUCAAGGAGAAGGUCACCAAACUGGAGGCAGAGCGCAGGCACAUGGAGGAGUCGCUGGGAGAGGCCACGGAGCGGGAGCAGGAGCUGCUGUUGGCCAAGAGGUCCCUGGAGACGCGGCUGGAGGAGGCCGAGAGGAGCCUGGCACGGCUGGCACAGGAGCACCAGGACCUGAGCUCGUCCCUGCAGGAGGAGCAGCGGCAGAAGGAGCAGCUCAAGCGCUCCAAGAACGAGCUGGAGGAGCAGAAGCGGCUCCUGGACCGAACCACCGAGAAGCUCAACAGAGAGCUGGAGCAGAUGACGGCGGAAUCCCAGAGCUCCCUGAGCUCCCUGAGGUCGCAGCUGGAGGAAUUCAAGGAAAAAUCGCGGCGGGAGAUCACGGACUCCCAAAAGCAGGCCAAGGACCGCGGGGCCGAGGUGGAGAAGAUGCAGUUCAGCCUCGGGCGGCUGCAGGACGAGGUGUCCCGGCUCAAGCAGGCGCUGCAGGAGAGCCAGGCCGAGCGGGACGACGCGGUGCUGGACAAGGAGGUGCUGCUGCAGCGCCUGCACAACCUGGAGCAGGAGGUGGACGCCAGGAAGCGCUCGCAGGACGAUCGCUCCCGCCACGCCAAGGCGCUGGAGGAGAAGUCCAAGCGGCUGGAAGUGGAGCUGGAUGAGGAGAGGAGCACGGUGGAGCUGCUGACGGAGCGGGUCAACCGGAGCAGGGACCAGAUCGACCAGCUGCGGGCAGAGCUGCUCCAGGAACGCUCCAGCCGGCAGGACCUGGAAUGUGACAAAGUGUCGCUGGAGCGGCAGAACAAGGAGCUGAAGAACCGCCUGGCCAGCUCUGAGGGGCAGCACAGGCCCAGCAGCAACGUGUCCCAGCUGGAAGCGCGGCUGGAGGAGCUGCAGGACCAGCUGCAGGCGGAGGAGAGGGAGAAGAACGCCCUGCUCUCCUCCAACCGCAAGCUGGAGAGGAAGGUGAAGGAACUCACCAUCCAGAUCGACGACGAGCGGCAGAGCGUCAGCAACCAGAAGGACCAGCUGAGCCUGCGGGUGAAGGCCCUGAAGCGCCAGGUGGACGAGGCCGAGGAGGAGAUCGAGCGCUUGGAGGGCGCCCGGAAAAAGGCGCAGCGGGAGCUGGAGGAGCAGCACGAGCUCAACGAGCAGCUGCAGAACCGCGUCAAGGCGCUGGAGAAGGAGGCCUGGCGCAAAGCGGCUCGCUCGGCCGCCGACUCCUCCUCGCUGCAGGACGACCAGCUGAGCUCGGACGAGGAGUUCGACAGCGCCUACGGCCCCUCCUCCAUCGCCUCCCUGCUCAACGAGCCCAACCUCCAAACCAGCUCCUGCUGACGACCAGAGCUGGGCC
Molecule: messenger RNA, 3839 nt
Organism: Empidonax traillii (willow flycatcher)
Lineage: Eukaryota; Metazoa; Chordata; Aves; Passeriformes; Tyrannidae
Gene: CGN
Product: cingulin
Exons: 22
Coding region: 83-3823 (1246 amino acids)
Cellular component (GO): myosin complex
Source: RefSeq, a predicted model, not a curated record